This is a messenger RNA of Colletotrichum higginsianum IMI 349063, 441 nucleotides long. RefSeq lists its product as uncharacterized. Bases 1 to 441 code for a protein of 146 amino acids. The record is from RefSeq and is a predicted model, not a curated record. The transcript is spliced from 2 exons. NCBI's taxonomy places the organism in Eukaryota, Fungi, Ascomycota, Sordariomycetes, Glomerellales, Glomerellaceae.
AUGGUCGACCUCCUGACGGACGACGUCGCGAGUGACGCCCGCAUCACGCCCGACAAGCCAUACAACUUCACCCUCAAGAAGAACGCCAGUGACACCACCACCAACGUCGACUGGCUCACUUGCUCCGUGGUUGUCGACGAGCCGCUCAAUGCUCGAGACGAACACCUUCGUGCCCUCGACCAAGUCCCCGAGGCUAACAAAAUAUACAAGCCGGGCGUCUGGGUGAUCCCCGAGUACAACGUCGAGUUCCUGCUGGUCGUUUCCGACUAUCUCAAGGACUUCCAGUUCCCCUCCGACAUCAAAGUCCGCCUCUGGUGGUCUGCGGAAGUCGGUGACAUAUUCGUCAGAACCCAUCUUCUCCGCCAAUGCCGCGCCGGCAAGACAGGGAUCGACGCCGUGCUGAUGACAUCGCCUGGCUGCAACCUCGAGGAACACUGCUAG